Messenger RNA from Agrilus planipennis (emerald ash borer), 2005 nucleotides. RefSeq lists its product as uncharacterized. Gene Ontology annotation, cellular component: nucleus. NCBI's taxonomy places the organism in Eukaryota, Metazoa, Arthropoda, Insecta, Coleoptera, Buprestidae. The coding region runs from base 96 to 917 and encodes 273 amino acids. The transcript is spliced from 2 exons. The record is from RefSeq and is a predicted model, not a curated record. Gene Ontology annotation, molecular function: DNA binding.
UACGUGUUGACCCACAAAUUCUCAAAGAAGCUGUGAACAAGGUAUUGGAGGGAAAUACGAUCAAAGGUACUGCCAAAGUGUAUAACGUCCCAAUAAUGACACUCAAAAGACAGUCCCAAGUCUUCACUAAAGAAGAGGAGUUGCAUUUAGCCAAGUACCUAGAAAAAGCUAGCAAACUCCAUCAUGGGUUAUCUUCUCUGUGUGUUCGGCAGCUAGCAUAUCAGUUGGCUAUUCAAAACCAAAAGGCAGAUGAGAAAAUAUGUAAAUGGGCCAAUAAUAUUGCGUCGUACGAUUGGUUCUAUGGCUUUAUGAAAAGAAAUACACAAUUGUCACUACGUGUACCUGAAGCGACCAGCCUGAGUAGAUCGACUAGCUUCAAUAAACAUAACAUUGGCUGUUUCUUUGAAAAUUUACAAAAACUAUUGGUUAAGUAUCAUUUUGGACCGGAAGCUAUCUGGAACAUUGACGAGACGGGGCUGAGUACUGUACAUAAACCUAAGAAAAUUGUUGCUACUAAAGGUGUAAAGCAAAUAGGGAAGAUGACACCAGGUGAACGUGGUGAAUUGGUAACUGCGUGCUGUGCUACAAAUGCAAUGAGAGGAUACAUUCCUCCAUUCCUGAUCUUUCCACGCAAGAACUGGCAAGAUCGUAUGUUGAACGGUGCACCUGCAGGUACAAAUGCGAGCGUAUUUCCUUCAGGCUGGAUGACUGCUGAGAAUUUUAUAAAAUUUUUACAACAUUUUAAAAAAUACACCAAAUGUUCAGUUGAGUGUCCGAUGUUGAUUAUAAUGGAUAAUCAUGACAGUCAUAUAAGCAUAGAAUCAUUAAACUUCGCUAAAGAGAAUGGUAUAAGUCUAUCGACAAUACCUCCCCACACGUCUCAUAACAGUGUUUGGACCACUCAAAGCCUAUUAUGAUACUGCUUGUAGCGAUUGGAUGGACCAGAAUCCUGGCAAAACUAUAACGAUUUAUGAAACAUCGGAAUUACUUGGGAAAGCAUUUCCAAAAGCUUUUACACCUCAGAAUACUCUGAGUGGAUUUCGAGUAACUGGGAUUUAUCCCUUCAAUAAAGACAUUUUCACCGAUGAUGAAUUUCUCUCGUCGUAUGUUACGGACAGGCCUUUAGUUACUGAAACAAAUCCAGAACGCACUGAUGAGAAUGACCAAUCACAAAACUGUGAGCUUUUGUCUCCACAACGGUCAGCUUCAACAUCAAUUCUAUCUGAUGCAACAUUAACACGUCAAGACCUUGAAAUUAACCAGAAAGAACCUGAAAAUACCACACAAGAUGCGAUUAUACCGGAACAAUUCACAUCAGACUCUGUCAAUCAAAAUGAGAUCCUGAUAUCUAGUACACACAAAACUCCUACAAAGAGAGCUGCUCCAUCAAGUCCACAACCAGGUUGUUCGAAAAUGUUGAAAUGUUUUAAGACUCCUGAGGAAAUAAAACCAUUCCCGAAAGCUGGUUGCCGAAAGGUAACCCAGAAAGGUCGUAAAAAAGGAUCAACAAAAAUCCUGACUGAUACACCUGAAAAAGAAAAGUUGGUUGAGGAACUAUUAAUAAGAAGAGAAAAAAUGAACAAAAAGAUAAAUAAACCAGUCGACAAAAAGGUGAAUAGAGGUAAACGGAACUUAAAAGGGUUUACGCAAAAGGAAAAAUCUUCAUCGGAAGAUAAUAAUGAAUUUCCUCCAUCACCACAUUCCACUUAUGAUAUGUCUGAAGAUGAAAAUGAUGACGAAUAUGAUAUUUCAUCUAGUUGUGAAUCUGAAGAUGAUCGUGGAAAUGACAUGACACCAGAAACUUACGAUUGGGUUAUUGUCAAUUUAAUAUCAAUGAAAAAUUUGGUACAUCGUUAUGUUGGACAAAUUCAGUCUGUUACAGAUUCUGGUUACAUUAUAAAAUUUGCAAAAAAAAUUGACGACAAUAAAUUCAAGUGGCCUCUAAAAGACGAUGUUGCUGAAGUGGCUAGAUACCAAAUAGUAAAAAAAAAAUAAAUCCACCUGA